UCUGCUGUUCUAAAACUUUUUUCAGUAUUUCAUGGAUGACUGCUUACAAAGACUUGUCGAUAAAAUUGAGUCUGAUGAGAGUUUAAAAAAUUUGACACCAAGUGAUUGCAUCUCUAAGCUUAUCAGAUUUCGAUUAGAAAUGCAAGCUCCAUAUAUAUCAACAUGGCCUCAUGCUCUUAGCAUUCAGGCGCAACCUGCAAAUGUUCCUACAAGUUUUAAGCAGAGAGCAGUUCUUGUGGAUGAGAUCUGGCAUGCUGCGGGUGAUAAGGCCUCUGACAUUGAUUGGUAUGCCAAGCGCACUAUCCUUGGAGGAAUAUACUCGACAACUGAGAUUUAUAUGCUGACAGAUAGCUCUCCUGAUUUCCGCGAUACGUGGGCUUUCUUGGAUGCUCGAGUGAAAGAUGCCUUUAAUAUAAAGAAAACCAUUCAAGAGGCACAGUCUUUGGCAGAAGCUGUCAGCGUCGGGCUGGGGAACUCCUUUCAAGGAUUUUUCGGGAAAGGUUUCCAGAGAUGAGUCAUGGCGGGAAGAUGUGCAGGUGGUAGGCACUUGUUCCUUGUUUCCUCAAACAAUGUUUCUGAGGCAUUGAUUAUAUUUACACUAAACUUACCACUUAAAAAAAAGUUAUAUUUCAUGUGCUUCAAAUUUAUAUGCCGCCUUGGGCCCUUCACUCAAGGCUUGAGUUCCAGGGUCGUCACUGCUCACAAAUUUUAGGCUUGUAAAUAAUCUCAUCAUUUCAUAAUUAAA
Molecule: messenger RNA, 745 nt
Organism: Vigna umbellata (rice bean)
Lineage: Eukaryota; Viridiplantae; Streptophyta; Magnoliopsida; Fabales; Fabaceae
Source: RefSeq, a predicted model, not a curated record